This is a messenger RNA of Amyelois transitella, 3093 nucleotides long. RefSeq lists its product as uncharacterized. The record is from RefSeq and is a predicted model, not a curated record. The transcript has 7 exons. Lineage: Eukaryota; Metazoa; Arthropoda; Insecta; Lepidoptera; Pyralidae. Gene Ontology annotation, molecular function: monocarboxylic acid transmembrane transporter activity. The coding region runs from base 735 to 2960 and encodes 741 amino acids. Gene Ontology annotation, biological process: transmembrane transport; monocarboxylic acid transport.
UAAAAGGUAUUACUAAGCUUCCGCAGUCUGUCUGUCCGUCUGUACAUCAAUCCGUCCGUGUCUGAGUCCGUCUGUGUGUCCGAAAGUCCAUCCGUUCGUCUGUCAACAAGCUGUAUCUCAUAAACAAUGAUAGGUAGAAAGCUGAUUUUUUAAAAAGAUAUCAAAAUUUCAAACAAAAAGUCAACAGUAUUUAUCAUUCACAUUCAUCAAUGAAAAAACGGAUUUUUUUCAGACGUGAGACGCAGCGUGUUCCAUUUUUUAGUCCCCACGAAUUUUAUCUAUUUGAAUUUUCAACAAAAUCGUUAGAAACGUUUUCGCAAACGCUAGGAAUAUAUUCAUGAAUAUUGCUAGUUUAAUAGAGUUGGAAUAGAAUACUUUUAUAGAUUGUCCCUAAUAAAACCGUUUAUCAACAAUUUAUAAUGCGGCAGACUUUGAAUCACUUUACGACAUUUAGUUACUCUGUAGAGAUAAAUUUUAUGUUUCACGUUCAAACACAAUUCAUACAUUUGAAUGUGUCAUUUUGCGGAAGCACGCCAGCUAAGCGUGUCCGUGGCCUUUGUUUUACUACAGUUUCACGAAAAUAUAACUGCGAUAUACAAACAAAAUCGUAGAUAACAUGUGUGCUAUGGGUUUAUUUCAGAACAGACGUUAGAGAAAAGUCGUCGUAUAUUUAACAAUUUUCUAACUGGAUCGACUACACACAUCGUUUGAAUAAGGUAACAAAAUCAGAUAAAAUGAAGCCAAUAAUGAAGAAAGGAGAAGAUUUUAUCCCCCCAGAUGGAGGGUGGGGUUGGAUGAUUAUAUUCGCAGCAGGAUUUUCAAACCUAUCGGCGCUUCCAUUCCUGCAGCAGUUUGGUCUCCUCUUCAGGGACAAAUUCGAACGUCUGGGCAUCAGUAGCUCGGAAACUACCACUAUUAUAAAUAUUCAUUCUGCUAUGAACUCUUUCGUCGGAUUGGCGAAUGGUCCUGUAUUUAGAACAUUUAGCUACAGACAGGUAUCGCUGACUGGAGCAACAGUAGUAGUCAUCUCUCUUAUGUUGACUACGUUCUCCUACAACUUUAUUACGUACCUCAUAACUUUUUCAAUUUUAUACGGAGCUGGAUAUGGUAUUAGCAGUUCUGCUAAUGCGCUCGCUUUAAAUACUUAUUGGAAAAACAGAAGAAGGUUAGCAACGAGUUUAUCUUGGACCACCACAGGACUUGGACCAAUGUUAUGGCCACAUAUUAUUACACUUUUAAUAGCUUCUUUUGGAGAAAAUGGAACUUUACUGAUCAUAAGUGCAAUAUCACUUCAUGCUAUAGCAUGUGCACUUUUACUUCAACCAGUUGAAUGGCACAGCAAACCUGUGCCGCAAGUAGAGGAAGAAGGAAAAAAAUUAUUAAAAGAUAAAAAUAAAGAAGACGAUGAAGCAUCUAAAAAUAAGUUUAAUAACAAAAAGAAUGGAGGUUAUUUUAGCUCAAUAGCAAAAUUAAAAAACAUGAGCGCUUUUUCUAGUCAAUACCUUUAUAAUGAAGAUGACCCUCUAACACCUGGCUAUGAAAUCACAGAUCCAGGUACACCUAUGAUGUUGCGUGCUAAUGAUGGAUACUUUAGUCAAUCAAGACAGUCCCGAAGUAAGGUUUCUUCCAGAGAAGCGUCUACUAAAACUUCAAGAAUAAAUUCAGCUAAACCAUCGAUGGCCAAUUUAAACGAAUACCGCUCACAAAAAUCUUCUACUUUGUAUUUAAAUGAUUCUAAGAAAAACUCUUCUGCAAAUCUCAGAGCUCCAGAACAAGAAAUGAAAAGUAAACCGAAGCGUCAAACAUCUCUUAUAGUUCGCGCGCAAAUUCCAGAAUCAGAAAUAGAAGAUUUUCCUACACUCAAAGCACCACACGACUUAAAAGCUGAAGAAAAGGCCGUUGUUGAUACUAUUGAUCCGAUAGAGGCAAAAGAUAUAGCAGAAAAAGCAGAAAAACAUAUGACUAAUAGCAAAAGUGUAAUUUCAUUCAAAAAAGACUAUCAGUAUGAGGAAAAAUCUUUAAAAGACAAUCAGAGCAGCGUUUCGCUAAAUAAUUACGACGAUUUAAGUGAAAUAAAAUAUAUGAAAGAUAAUCACAGCAAUCAAUCCAAAAUAAGAAGUCGAAAAAAGUCUAAUAAUUUUAAUUACGAAAGCGAAGUAUUAAAACAGGCUUCAAAGAAAUUAGAGCAGUAUUUGAAUGAAAAAGAAAAUACCGACCAAGGCACUAAAGUAAACAUAGUUAUUAAUGACGAGACAGACGACGAAGACGAUAAUAUUUUUAAACAAAAAAAAGGGAACGAUGAAGUGGAAGAAAAGGAGUUAACAUUUUGUGAAAAAAUCUAUUUAUUCUUUGAUUUAGAUCUUCUGAAAGAUUAUACAUUUAUUAAUCUAAUGUUAGGAAUGACAUUAGCUAGUUUCAAUGAACUUAAUUUUUCGAUUUUAACCCCAUUUAUUCUUGGAGACUAUGGAUUUACCAAACCUGAGGUGGCAUUUUUUAUGUCACUAUUAGGUGGAAUAGAUAUUUGUGUCAGAUUUUGUAUUCCCUUCUUUGCUGGAAAAGUUGGAUGGGAAAAUAAUUCAUUUUUUUUAUUUGGCGUCUUAACUAUGGCCAUGGGAAGAGUAGUGUUGGCCUACAGUCAGAACUACAGCUUGGUGCUUUUUGUGGCAGUAAUAAUAGGUUUCGGGAAAGGUUUGAGGACCGUGUUCGUCGCACUGGUGAUACCCACUCAUGUACCACUUCACAAGUUACCAGGUGCAUCCGGAUUGCAACUAAUUACUUCUGGUAUUGUGUGUGUCGCAUUGGGACCACUCGUUGGUUGGAUCAAGGACAAUGCAUCAACGGGAGUCCUGUUACAUAGCUUAAACAUCCUUACUUACCUCACCGCUGUGUCAUGGGGACUAGAGAAAUACAUAAGAACGAGACGACAGAAGGUUUCCAACGAAGAAUUAACGCAAUCCUGAAAUUGAACUACAUCUCCGAUCAAUGAACUACACAUUAUUCGAAUCACAAAUAUUUGUUUGAAGUUGCAGGUUAAUGAUCGAGGUAGCUUCAGCCUUUAUGCCAAAGUUAAAAAAGUAUUACCUACAUACGUAA